AUGAGUAACUUGUCAACAGACGCACCAACCAUCCAGGCAGAUCAGCAUGCAACUGAAGUCCUUCGACUAUUCCGCGCAAAAUAUGACGCUUUCUACAAGAAUGGCGCGCAAAGUGCAGCCCGUCAGUUAGCCUCUGAAACGGACAUGACCCACUUCAGCCAGACGGCAGUUGAGUUCCUAGCCACCUUGAUAUCGUUGCCAGAAUCCAUCAAGUUUAAUGUCAGAGAAGGCCUCGUGAGAUGGAUGUCAGACAUUGUAGAGGGAAGACGCAAAUCCACCACAGUGGUGCCAUUCCUCGAGAUCCUGCUGGCCCCAGAAAAGGGCAGAAACAACGGGGUCGACAGUUUUGACAUCUGGAAGGCAGUGAACAGGCACUUUGGGAACAACAAUACGAAGCUCAUCUUUCCGUUCCUGGGCCUCCCCUCAGAGCUCCGUCUGAUCAUCUACGACCACUACUUCGAGCUCGAAACCGCCAGCGCCAGCAAAAAGCUGAUCGAUCAUGUAGUUCCCCGUGGCGAGAACCGGCUCUCUCUGAUGGCUACCAACCAUCAGAUCUAUACUGAAGCUCGCAAGGUUCUCUAUACGAACUUCGCCUUCGGGCUGAAAAGCGUGCCUCAUCUGCGGCAAUUCUUUAACAAUCUCAGAGGGGACAGCUACCAGAUUAUCCGCAAGUUGCAGAUUGAAGAUGUGUCUGCUGAGCAUGUCAAUGCGCUUGCACAGAUACUAUCAGGCCAUGGAUUGCUGGGCGUGCGGUCUCUUAAGUUGGUAGCAACUCCAAACUAUAUGGGCCCAGCGUCUCUCAGGGCCCAAGUCGGAAGAACGAGAAAGAUCCCUACGUACCCGGUGUUUAAGAAGAAGUUGCGCAUAGCUGUGGACAAGUUGUUCUAUCGCAGUGGUUUUUCAAUUCCUAAGCCGCCCACACUUAUCUUGAUUGAUUUCCGUAAGGAUUCAAGCUGGGAUAUCGCAUUCCCUAAAUAUUGGGCAGUCGCUGUUACUUGGAAGGAAUAG
Molecule: messenger RNA, 1008 nt
Organism: Aspergillus nomiae NRRL 13137
Lineage: Eukaryota; Fungi; Ascomycota; Eurotiomycetes; Eurotiales; Aspergillaceae
Exons: 2
Coding region: 1-1008 (335 amino acids)
Source: RefSeq, a predicted model, not a curated record